ACAUCGAUUCAACAGCUGUUCGAAUAAGUUGCGAGGAUUUUUACCAGUUUUUUUCUCCGAGUUUUCGGAGAAGUGAAAAUAAAUAUAGCAGUGUCGUGCGAAAAAGAGUAAUUACUAAUUACCAACUAUUCAUAGUGCAUAUUAAUAGCGAGUGUGUGAUUGUGCCUAUCCUAUAACAAUUUUCCACUUUUUUCUGCCGGUUAAGAACAGUAAAAACAGGAUAUACAUAAGCAUAAUAAGAGUAAACUUAAACACAAAUCAAUAAGCGACAGAGAAAUACAGUGAAAUCUACCUAAAAACUACAACAUGCUGCUGCAGAGGAACAAAUUAGGCAGCGUACGGCCACCAAAGCGUUGCAGGAGCGACAUGGAUAACACCUCCACCUCGGACAUUGUCAUCAUCAAUGGCAACUCUCAUCCGGAUUUGGCCAACAUGGUGGCCGAGCGGAUGGGCAUCAAGAACGGCGGCUGCUCCGUGUUCCACAAGUCCAACAGAGAGACUAUUGUGGAGAUCAGUGAUUCCGUAAGAGGCAAGGACAUCUACAUCAUCCAAACGGGCACCAAGGAUGCCAACAACAACAUCAUGGAGCUGCUGAUCAUGGCCUACGCCUGCAAGACUUCCUCGGCCCGCUCGAUCGUGGGAGUGAUUCCAUACUUGCCGUAUUCCAAGCAGUGCAAGAUGCGCAAGCGCGGCUGCAUUGUGUCCAAGCUGCUGGCCAAGAUGAUGUGCACCUCGGGCUUGACCCACAUCAUCACCAUGGAUCUGCACCAGAAGGAGAUCCAGGGCUUCUUCGACAUACCCGUGGACAAUCUGAGGGCGUCGCCCUUUCUGCUCCAAUACAUUCAGGAGAGCAUUCCCGACUAUCGCAACUCGGUGAUUGUGGCCCGUAAUCCUGGAGUGGCCAAGAAGGCCAACUCCUAUGCCGAGCGACUGCGUCUUGGCCUGGCCGUCAUCCACGGCGAACAGAAGGAGACCGAUGCCGACGAGGUCGACGGUCGGUACUCCCCUCCACCGACCAGUGCGUAUAGCAAUUUAUUAGGAAAUUCAGUUGAAAUGUGCUUACCAGCGACGCCUAGCACCCGCCAGCGGACCACCUCGGUUUCGGUGGGUGUUCCGGAGCACAUUGUCAAGGUCAAGCCCCCACUGACCAUUGUGGGCGAUGUCAGCGGUCGUAUCGCCAUCAUGGUGGAUGACCUGAUCGACGAUGUCCAGGCGUUUGUGGCAGCCGCUGAGAUGCUGAAGGAGCACGGAGCCUGCAAGAUCUACGUGCUGGCCACGCAUGGUCUGCUCAGCUCAGAUGCACCGCGUCAGCUGGAUGAGUCGCCCAUCGAUGAGAUCGUUGUCACCAAUACCAUUCCACACGAGAUCCAGAAGCUGCAGUGCCACAAGAUCAAGACGAUCGACAUCUCCAUUCUGAUCGCUGAGGCCAUUCGGCGCAUCCACAACAAGGAGUCUAUGUCCUAUCUGUUCCGCAACGUAACGCUGGAGGAUUAGGGACCAUACCACUCACACAACCACUCACAAGUCACAAAAUAGUGUUGCAGACGGCUCGUCUUGGGCCGGUCUAUGUUUGUUUUUCGCUUUUAGACAUCAUAGCAAAGUUUGCUCAAAUAAAAAUGAAUGAUCCAACCUAACUGUAGCACACUUUUAGGCCCCACAUAUACUCCACACUGUACUACACGUUGCGCGUUCAUCGAAGGCUAACCACGUUCUUCUAGUUCUUAAGAUCCCACAACUUUGUCCAAAUAAAAGCUGAUUGUACUCAA
Messenger RNA from Drosophila suzukii, 1766 nucleotides. Its product is annotated as phosphoribosyl pyrophosphate synthase-associated protein 2. Gene Ontology annotation, cellular component: cytoplasm; ribose phosphate diphosphokinase complex. Gene Ontology annotation, molecular function: ribose phosphate diphosphokinase activity; magnesium ion binding; ATP binding. The record is from RefSeq and is a predicted model, not a curated record. Gene Ontology annotation, biological process: 5-phosphoribose 1-diphosphate biosynthetic process; purine nucleotide biosynthetic process. NCBI's taxonomy places the organism in Eukaryota, Metazoa, Arthropoda, Insecta, Diptera, Drosophilidae.